ACUUGGCUACUACCUCUUGGUCUAGUAAAACCUACGUACUACUAGCACCACUUCAAACUGGCUCGGCGCACGCGUCCUCUCUCUCCAACCCUAUUCGCCGUCUUUUCUUUAUUCCAAGCUUUGUCCAUUCUUUCUCAAACUCCUCCGAGUCUCCCAUCUCUAUUUGUCCCUUUCCCCUUUGACCUGCUUUCUCAUGACCUCACACUCAUCGGAAUUUUUAAAUUGUUUUUCUUUUUGUUUUUCGUUAAUUUCUACAGUCACUCUGUAAACAAAUUUUGUUUCUUUCCUUCAGUGAAAAGGUUUCAGGUGUUUUUUUUUGUCCCUCUCUCUCUCUCUCUCUCUCUCCCUCUCACCAAAACAAAUUCUGCCUCAUUUGUGUUGAAUUUUGGUUUUUUCUUGGAUGUUUUGAGUUUUGCAUUUUGCAUUUUGCAUUUUGGGUUUUCAGUGAAGGAGGUUACAGGUUGGUUACUCUCUUUCUCUCCCUCUGAGUAAGUGGGUUAGGGUUGGUUUUAUAUGGUGGGUCUAUUUUAGGCCUGAAUUGGGUGGGAAUAGAGCUUUCCCACUUAUCUUUUUGUGAUAUUUAGGCAGUUAUGGUGAGGAAACACGGAUGGCAGUUGCCAGCUCACACCUUUCAGGUUGUUGCAAUAACAGUGUAUUGCUUGUUGGUGGUUGCGUUCUAUGCUUUCUUUGCACCUUUCCUCGGAGGCCGCAUUUGGGAGUACGCUUUGGUUGCCUUCUACUCACCAGUGGCACUACUUGUUUUCGUUCUUUAUGUGCGGGCCACAGCAAUCAAUCCUGCAGAUCCUGGCAUUAUGUUUAAAUUUGGCGGUGAGAUAAUGAAUGUACGUAAUUCAAAGCUUGAAUUACCAACCAAGUCUGGAAAUUUUGACGAACUCGGCACUGCGAUUCAUUCUUCUCCUUCAUCAGCUUCUAGAAGUUCCUUGUCACGAGUAAACUCUAGUAGGAAAGGUUCUAUAGUAGAAGAAAGAAGAACAGAAAUGCAGUUCGAAACCCCUAGUAAGACUACAUUUUGUGAUUGUAUUGGAGGAAUUUGCUGUGGAGUGUUUGUACAUGAAGAUUGCCGCAAAGAAGAUGGGUUAGCUGAUCAACAAGGCACAGGUGAAGAGGCAUUGUACUGCACAUUGUGCGAGGCUGAGGUGCGUAAAUUCAGCAAACACUGUCGUAGUUGCGACAAAUGUGUUGAUGGAUUUGACCACCAUUGCCGCUGGCUGAACAACUGUGUAGGGAGGAAAAACUACAUAACUUUCAUUUCUCUUAUGGCCACCAGUGUUAUUUGGCUUGUUACUGAAGCUGGAGUUGGCAUUGCUGUACUAGUGCGAUGCUUUGUCAAUAAGAGAAGUAUGGAGGCUGCAAUAGUGGAUAGACUGGGGAAUGGUUUCUCUCGUGCUCCAUUUGCAACUGUUGUGGCUGUUUGCACAGCAGUUUCAUUGCUGGCAUGCGUGCCGUUGGGUGAACUUCUCUUCUUCCAUGUUAUACUCAUUCGGAAGGGUAUUACGACAUAUGAAUACGUUGUUGCAAUGAGAACAAUGAGCGAGGCACCCGCAGGGGGAUCCAUGGAUGAAGAACAGCCAACUUUGUUGUAUUCUCCCUCGGGGUCUGCUACAACUGGCUUUAGUGGUGGAAGUUCUUUGGGCCUGCAGUACAAGGGGGCAUGGUGCACCCCUCCUAGGGUUUUUGUCGAUUAUCAGGAAGAAGUUGCACCUCAAUUGCAACCCGGUAUGGUCCCAUCGACAGUGGAUCCAGAUGCAACCGGAAUCAAGAUACCUAAACGCCCUGUUCGCAUAAGUGCCUGGAAGCUCGCAAAGCUAGACUCACACGAAGCCGUUAGAGCUGCAGCCAAAGCCAGGGCAUCUUCCUCCGUACUCCGUCCCAUCGAUAACCGCCAUGUGCCAGAUCCCGAAUUGAGCUCCAGCUGUAACCAGAGUGGCAGAAGCAGUGUGAGCACCGACACGGGAGGAAUUAAAGAGGCCAAGAUUGAGCCGAGAAACUCUUUUGGCUUAAGUCAAGGUAGCCGAGAUGAAUACGAAACCGGCACUCAGAGUGUGAGUAGCUUCAGCAGUCCAAGUCACGUUCACGAAUCGGUCACGCUGAGCCCCCUCCCUCAGGUGGCUCAGAAUUUGAACCACCUUUUAACUGCUUCCACUUCGAAACCUGGGUUUGUCCAAGAUCGUGCUCCGACUUCAAGGGCCGGUUUCCCUCGGAUCAACCCUACAGUGUCCCAUUCUACUUCUGCGUUUGAUGAAAGGAUCAUGCAAAGGGAUAGUAACGCUAGCGAUGAUCCAUGGUCGAACCUCCCAGCACCAGCACCAGCUACUAGUAAUCUUCUGAGAGAGGUUAAAAGGACGUCGGUUGUGUGGGACCAAGAGGCUGGAAGGUAUGUGUCGGUUCCUGUAUCUGCUUUAGAACCCCGAAACAGACCAGCCUUUCCGACUGGAGUAGUAGUGUCGUCAAACCCUCUUAAUUCUGAAAUAGCAACGCAUAGCUCUGAUAUAAGGCCUGUUUUGCCUCGAGAACAACCCUCCUCUUCUUUGGCAACGGUGCCUCCAUUAGAGCAGUCGGAGAAGCUGCUUUACACAGGCGAGUCUAUUUUCUUCGGGGGGCCACUUCUGAGUGCCCCUUCGAGGGAUGGGAAUUCAACUCUGAGACACGGCCAAGAUAGAGCCGGACUUAACUUGCCUCGGGAAUCCAGAUUCAAGAGGGAUUCGGCAUCUAAUCAGCUCCCCAUUUUCGUCCCAGGGGAUUUGAAGUAGAAGCGCUUUGCUCGUUUAUGACCCAAAACACGUGCUGGAAGAAAUGUUUGUGGGUUUCUGGUGUGGAAACCUCUGAUGGGAGCUCUGCUUUAACGCCCUCAGAAGCUUGAAUCCAUAAAAGAGCAACAAUCUUGCUGAAUUUGCCAGGUUCCGGUGGUUUCUUCUUACAGAAUUUUCUGAAUAACACGUCGGUGAUAGUGCGCCUCUGUAAAUGAGAUUCGCCCGACAAUUUACACUCCAUCCAGUAUGUUGGCUGAAGGAUUCUGCCUGAAUUCUUUUGACUCGCCAUCACCGGGCUUCAUAUGUAGUUUCGAAAUUUUUUUUGUACCUUUUUUUUUCUUCAUUAUAUAGUUUUGGGGUCGUCCAUUUAUGAACAUCUCCUCCGCGCCUUCCACACGCUUGCGUGCGCACACGUCACCAAUCUAGCUUCAUAUAUAGCUCCGAUUUCUGAAGAACUUUUUUUUGUACUUUUUCUUUUUCUUUAUAGUUUUUGAGUCGUCCAAUAACUUUCAUUAUUCAUUUAUGAAUUAUGACUAUUUUCUCCGCGUCUUA
Molecule: messenger RNA, 3323 nt
Organism: Rhododendron vialii
Lineage: Eukaryota; Viridiplantae; Streptophyta; Magnoliopsida; Ericales; Ericaceae
Product: probable protein S-acyltransferase 19
Exons: 9
Coding region: 591-2771 (726 amino acids)
Biological process (GO): peptidyl-L-cysteine S-palmitoylation; protein targeting to membrane
Cellular component (GO): Golgi apparatus; endoplasmic reticulum
Molecular function (GO): protein-cysteine S-palmitoyltransferase activity
Source: RefSeq, a predicted model, not a curated record